CUAUUUAUAGGCAUAGCGAAAGAAAAUGAGAUACCGCUAUCGCUGUCAUUUCCCGCUGGGUUCGCACUACAUAAAGGCACAGGGACUCCUGGGAGACCGCAGUCCAGUACGUCGCAGCCAGCAGGAAAAACACAUUCUCCUUUAUCGCAGCAAGCAGAAAGUUUAAAGGUGAUAGGAGACCUUCACAAGAUCAAGCCCCUGUAUUCUACGUUGAUUCGACACCCUGCUCCAGAUGGUGCAGUGCGCGAUGCUGGCCGCCCCGGCGCUGCUGCUGGUGCUGCUGCCGCUCGCCCUGGCCGCGUGCCCGUGCCCGCCCGCGCCCGCCUCCUCCAAGGUGUGCGGCUCCAACUUCGUCACAUACGACAGCCAGUGCCAGCUGGACUGCGCCUCCCUAUCAGGUGUCUCUGCGCUUCACCGCGGGCCUUGCUCGCCUAUCGAGAGCGCCCUGAGCGUCAUGGGCCCCCUCCGGAACGUAUCUCUUCCGGCCGGCGCACCCACUAACGUGCGACUCAGCUCGGCCCGCUCCGACACGGACGACUUUACCAAGAUGCAGAAGUGUGUGACCACAAAUAGCUGCCAGUACACGUCCUGCAGCUCAUGCUCCAGCACCGACGACGAGUGCAAGGGCAAGUGCAUCCUCGACUGCUUGUGCGGCUGUUACGGAAUCAAGGGCGCCAGCAUGGACAACAUCGCCCAGAUUCAGACCUGUCUGGCCAAAGACAAUUGCUUGGGGAAACAAAACCAAUGUGAAAGCAGCUGCCGCACCCAAAACUGCAAGAUCUCGUGCUAUAUGGACUUCAUGAAGUGCAGUUGCGAGUGCAACGACGCCAUCUCCAUGAGGCCCGCGCUCGGCCUCAGCGUCGCGCUGCUGGCGCUGUGGGUGUUCCAGGCCACGGCCGGCAAGUGAUCGCGACAGGGCGUGCCUGACUAACCGGAAGGAGACUUUUCGGGCGCGCACCCUCUUGUGUGUGUGUGUGUGUGUGUGUGUGUGUGUGUGAGAGAGAGAGAGAGAGAGAGAGAGAGA
Molecule: messenger RNA, 1024 nt
Organism: Frankliniella occidentalis (western flower thrips)
Lineage: Eukaryota; Metazoa; Arthropoda; Insecta; Thysanoptera; Thripidae
Exons: 4
Coding region: 233-907 (224 amino acids)
Molecular function (GO): protein binding
Source: RefSeq, a predicted model, not a curated record